CGACCGCCUCUAGUCGGCGACGGACCGCGGGCUCCGUUCAGUUCCUGAGCGUGGAGCGGACGGGAUGGCGGUGGGACGCGGCGUCCCGUGGCUGUGCGCCCUCCUGCUGCCGCUCGCGGCCUGGGUGGACGUGGCGCUUGGCGUGGCCCCGUGUGACGUGACCGAGUACCAGCCGGAGGACAGCAACCUCUGCUGCCGCCUCUGCCCCGCUGGCCAGUACGUCUUCAAACCGUGCAGGGCGAACCAUACCGCCGGCGAGUGCCGCGUCUGUGAAACCGGCACCUUCCUCGCCUUCCCUAAUGGCGAGCCUACUUGCCAGAGGUGCAUCCAGUGCCGGAAGGGAGACCAGGAGGUGGUGGCCAAGUGCUCCCCCACCAGCGACCGGCAGUGUCAGUGCAGAAAGGGGAGUUUCUACUGCAACUCUGUGGACUGCGUGGAGAACUGCCUCCGGUGUACAAGAUGUCCUGGCGUUGUCCUGUCACCUUGCAAUGCUACCAGCAACACGGUUUGUGCCACAGAAACUGAUCGAGGGCGUCCAGAAAACAAACGUGGGUCUGAGUUCCUCGUGCCGUGGGUGACCGUGAGCGUCAUUCUUGCCGUGGCCGUCGUCGUCGGUGUUUAUUGGUAUAAGAAGAAAGGUGUGCGGGUCUCCUACCAGCCGAUCGUCAGAUUGUUGAAGGGAAGGUCGGACGGGCCAGGCGUCUUUCCACUGAGAAGCAACUCGCAGCUCGAGACGGUGCGACCCGAGGCGCCCCCGGCCCCCGGCACAGAAACCCAGCCUGCGGAGGAGGAGAGCCUGGCCUUGAUGCCCGAGGCCAGGCCCCACCCGGGGCCCUCAGGGGAGUCCGAGGAAAGCCCUGAGCUGCAGGCCUUGGUGGUCGGAGGAAGCCCGGUGGUCCAGGAGCAGACGUUAGAAGCCUCUGCUCCUGCCGCUCCGGAGCCCCAGGACGGGACCCAGGCGUUCCCUUCGCUCAAGAGUCUAGAGGAGCGAUACAAAAAGGAAUAUUUUGUCAAGGAUAACUCCAAAGAAGCUACCGCGACCAUCCAUUAUGAGUUUGUAAAGAGCAGCAUGGGAAACGACUGGAAGAUGUUCAUGAGGCUAAUUGGUCUGGAUGAGACGGACAUUGACUCUUGCGAAUGCGAGAAUCCAGGCAAUUUGAUGGAGCAGCGUCACAGGAUGCUCUUUACGUGGCGAAAGAAGCUGGGAAAGGAAGCUUCUGUUUUUAAACUCCUGGCUGCCGUCCAUAAACUGGGGCUUCAAAUGUAUUUGCAAAACAUUAUAAACAACUUAGUUGCCGAAGGUAUUUUAGGCAGGCAUGUAGGGACCUCCGACUAAAGUGAAGUUUUGGCGUUGGAUUGUGCCUUCAAGCAGGACUUCAAAUGGACUGGACGUGAUCUUCUUGCCCAGGUCUAUCCUAUUAGGAAUUGUUUGAGUCCCAGGUGAAGUUGUGUGCGUUCUCUGAAUUGAUUUCUACGGAACAUUUCCAUCAGGGAGGUCAGUUUUACGUGCCAGUCGAGAGUGUUUCCCUGCAAGGGACCGGGAGCUUCAGACACUGCCUGUGGGGACGUCCUGCGGGGACUGGGGAUUCUAGCAAGUUGUGGACUCUUGCCAGAGGGAUCCACUUACUGUGUCGAGUUGAUUCGCAUUCCUCAGCCCUCUUCUGGGUUCUGAGGCCAGGAGAGUUUGACUAUUUUUCUGCCAUGGCCUGCACCGGGUCCGAGUCACUGCGAUGUCCCCGGGACCUAGAACGGGGUGCCAUUGUGACUGAGUGCUCUGUGAGUGUGAACAGCUCAGUGACCAGGAACCUGUACCCGGCAGCUGCAUGAGACCAUCUCAGGGCUUCAGCCGGAGGCCUAGACCCCGGCCUGCUUUUUAAAAAAAUUUUUAAGGGGUGCCUGGGUGGCUCAGUCGGUUGAGCGUCCAACUUCGGCCGGCUCAGGUCACGAUCUCACGGUUCGUGGGUUCGAGCCCCACGUCGGGCUCUGUGCUGACAGCUCGGAGCCUGGAACCCGCUUCUGAUUUCUGUGUCUCCCCCUCUCUCUGCCCCUCCUCUGCUCACGCUCUGUCUCUCAAAAAUAAAUGUUAAAGAAUUUUUUUUUUUUAACGUUUGUUUAUUUUCAGAGAGAGCGAAUGACUCCAUGUUUCUAAGCUAAUCCGUGCUUAGAUUGGGCAGGUUGAAAGGAGGUCACAUAUUGUUUUUAACUCUAUUUCGUAAAAAACUUUUUAAUUCUAUUUCGUAAAAAACUCUAUUUCGUAAAAAAAAAAAAAAAAAAAAAAAAAAAAAACCACUCAGAGGCCUGAAUUCUUCAGACUCUGUCUCCCUCUUUCUCUGCCCCUCACCCAUUCAUGCGCGCUCUCUCUCUCUCUCUCUCUCUCUCUCAAAAAUAAGCCUGAAAAAAAAAUUUUGUGAAGUUACUGAUAUCAACAUUUUGUUCUUUAUUUUUACCUAAUAAAAUUUCCGUCUUAAGUA
Messenger RNA from Panthera uncia (snow leopard), 2471 nucleotides. Its product is annotated as tumor necrosis factor receptor superfamily member 1A-like. The coding region runs from base 65 to 1336 and encodes 423 amino acids. The transcript is spliced from 11 exons. NCBI's taxonomy places the organism in Eukaryota, Metazoa, Chordata, Mammalia, Carnivora, Felidae. The record is from RefSeq and is a predicted model, not a curated record. Gene Ontology annotation, biological process: positive regulation of apoptotic process; TRAIL-activated apoptotic signaling pathway. Gene Ontology annotation, molecular function: protein binding. Gene Ontology annotation, cellular component: plasma membrane; cell surface.